AGGACUGCGCCUGCGCGAGGCUUCGGAGGCGGGGCCCGGAGGGUUGGGUUACGGGGCCGGAAAAGCUGGCGCUGGAAUUAGAACGGGAGUGGCCGUUGCGGCUCUGGCUGCCGGGGCGGUGGGUGUCUGACCUCGACCCGAGGCGGCUGUGAGGUACAUUGUUUUUCUGACAAGAACUGACCAUGUGAGAAUGAAAGGAAGCUAUCUGUGUAGACCGCUAUCUGUGGAACCUUCGAAGACGAUAAAAUCAUCUUCAAUUCUGUAGUAAGCUCCCUUAUUCCCUCUGUAGGAUCCAAUUUUUAGUGAACAUCUAUUAGGUUAUCUACUCAUAAACCCUCCUGAAAGGGCAGCGCCUGUGGACCAAGCUAUGGUGGAAGAUGUUCCGGAAAGGCAAAAAGCGCCACAGCAGCAGCAGCUCCCAGAGUAGUGAGAUCAGUACUAAGAGCAAGUCUGUAGAUUCCAGCCUUGGGGGCCUUUCACGGUCCAGCACCGUUGCAAGCCUCGAUACGGAUUCUACCAAGAGUUCAGGGCAAAGCAACAAUAAUUCAGACACCUGUGCAGAAUUUCGAAUAAAAUAUGUUGGUGCCAUCGAGAAACUGAAACUCUCUGAGGGAAAAAGUCUCGAAGGGCCACUAGACCUGAUAAAUUACAUAGAUGUUGCUCAGCAAGAUGGAAAGUUGCCUUUCGUUCCUCUGGAGGAAGAAUUUAUUAUGGGAGUUUCCAAGUAUGGUAUAAAAGUAUCCACAUCAGAUCAGUAUGACGUCUUGCACAGGCACGCUCUGUACUUAAUCAUCCGGAUGGUGUGUUACGACGACGGUCUGGGGGCAGGCAAAAGCUUACUGGCUCUGAAGACCACAGAUGCAAGCAACGAGGAAUACAGCCUGUGGGUUUAUCAGUGCAGCAGCCUGGAACAAGCACAAGCAAUCUGCAAAGUUUUAUCCACUGCUUUUGACUCUGUACUGACAUCUGAGAAACCGUGAAACCUGCAAUCAAGGGGAAGCUGACUUCAUGCGAAAGUUCAGCUGUUUUCUAAAUAGUCCUGUUUUCAGUCUGCAGUGUUGAACUACUAAAGGAAUAUGAGUGAUCCUCUGCUCUAGGUUUUCUGAAGAAAAUGCAAUGAAUAAAAUAUCAGUCAUUUGUUUUUCUAUUAAAAUGUGUCUAACAGU
Messenger RNA from Vicugna pacos (alpaca), 1166 nucleotides. It is a transcript of the gene ITGB1BP1, whose product is annotated as integrin subunit beta 1 binding protein 1. The record is from RefSeq and is a predicted model, not a curated record. Gene Ontology annotation, biological process: negative regulation of focal adhesion assembly; negative regulation of substrate adhesion-dependent cell spreading. NCBI's taxonomy places the organism in Eukaryota, Metazoa, Chordata, Mammalia, Artiodactyla, Camelidae. Gene Ontology annotation, molecular function: integrin binding. Gene Ontology annotation, cellular component: cell periphery; cytoskeleton; ruffle.